Molecule: messenger RNA, 1885 nt
Organism: Rhineura floridana
Lineage: Eukaryota; Metazoa; Chordata; Lepidosauria; Squamata; Rhineuridae
Gene: SAYSD1
Product: SAYSVFN motif domain containing 1
Exons: 2
Coding region: 193-672 (159 amino acids)
Source: RefSeq, a predicted model, not a curated record
GGCGGAAAGAAGUUCCUGCUCACGCAGGCAUUCGUGCCCCUCCCCUGGCCCCCCCUGGCCCUGGUCCCACCCCAGGGCGGCUCUCCCGGCCGGGGCACCCAAAACGCGACAACACCAAGCGCUGCCGAGCGCCGCCUUUUGGCCGCGGUCGUUGUGACCGGCGUGGCAUCAGACAGAGCAGCUGCUGCCUCCAUGGAGCAGAGACUGGCCGAGUUCCGAGCGGCCCGCUGUGCCACCGGCGACACCGCUCGCGCUGCAAAGUCCUCAGGAAAGGCUGCGGCGGCGCCAGCGACGACGAGGGAGCAGGCCCGAGUCCAGGCCCAGCCCCCGACUGAGGAAUCCAGUCGAAGACCAGAAAGCCCCAAGACUCAAGUUGUUACAUCCUCUCCACCAUGGUGGACCAAUUACUUUCUUCUGAAUGUGACCUUUCUCAAGUUUCUUCUCUGGCUCGUCUUACUAGGACUGUUUGUGGAACUGGAGUUUGGUUUGCCUUAUUUUGUUCUGUCUAUGUUUUAUUGGAUCUAUGUAGGAACCCGUGGCCCUGGAGAAAGGCAGACUGGAGAAAGAAGUGCAUAUUCUGUCUUUAAUCCAGGCUGCGAAGCUAUCCAAGGAACACUCACAGCAGAACAGUUUGAGAGAGAAUUACAAUAUCGACCCUUAGCCGAGAGGUAACUAGUGCCAUUACCAUGUAUCAUAUAUCCAUUUGCCUAUAUGUACUGUGACUAGGCCUUCUCCCACCUCACUUGAACUAAAUGUGAACUGUUUCCUGUGACAUUUUUCAUCUUUGCAAUUUUUUCAAUGUUGUAAUUAAGAGUCAAACCGCAGUUACUGUUUCUUAUAGAAACCCAACUAAAGGUUGGAUGUUAAACAUAUAUUUUCCCCAAAAUCUCCCCUGCUCUAAGCUAGAUGGAUCUCAUCACUGAAGUUAUUAUUUUCAUGCACAGUAUCCACAUGCCUUUCAAGUGAAAGCCAAGUCUCUUCGCCAGCUUUAUCUUCAAAAACCUAGGAUGAAUGCAUAUACACAUGUGCAUGUAUAUGUAGACCAAUGCCAAGUAUUAACGUGCACACUAGUUUUUUCCUAGGGGUUUCUUGCCUCACAUAACUUGAAAUUGGAGACCUCAACAGAUCAGUCUGAAAAAAAAACCUUUUGCUUUCACUGAACAUCUCUUUCUGUUUAUAACUUCCAUUUUAAUUUAGUGUAAUCCACUAUCAAGUGCAAAAGAGCCACCUGUGUAAAGGGCAAUGUGACAGUUGCCCUUAGGUUUGUAUUUCUGCUGGAUGUGUGUAUUAACUGAAGUUUGAUUCAUGUUCUGUGAACUGAAAAAUGUGAGUUAUGUCCUACUUUUAACAAGAAUCAGCUAGUAUAAAAAAUUAAAAUACACUAACACCACUUAUUAAAAAAGUGGGGGGAAACAGCAGCAUUAAAUUGGCAGAAAACUGUCAUUUAAAAAAGCAGAGAUUAAUUGCAGAAGUGGUAGAGCUAUGAAUUAUCAGCACACAGAUUAUGUUUGAGCUCAAACAUCUGGAUGACCUCCCAGUGGUUUUAUGUAAAUGUCGAGCUUAAGGCACUUGUCUGGAAGUAGGUCCCACUGAACUUGCAUAGGAUUGUACUAUCACCUCUUAAUGGGUAAAUAGUAAAGUGUACCUUUGUGAUUAACAUGAAGAUGUAAUACACAGUUUUGUAAAAUGCAAACAGUUUUACUAGUGUAUUGUAUUUGUAGCAGAGAGCCACCAGUUUUUCUCUUUGAAAACAAGCUUGUUGACCACUCUUAAUACUAGUAGAGGCACGGUAAGUUUGAAAUGAAUUUAGUCCCUUUUAUGUCAUUGAAAUGAAAGCAGAUUAUGGCUAAAGACGCAGCAUACUAUUAAAAUGGAAUUCAGUCUG